Messenger RNA from Aspergillus campestris IBT 28561, 1269 nucleotides. It is a transcript of the gene mpkA, whose product is annotated as mitogen-activated serine/threonine-protein kinase SLT2. Gene Ontology annotation, molecular function: MAP kinase activity; ATP binding. The record is from RefSeq and is a predicted model, not a curated record. Lineage: Eukaryota; Fungi; Ascomycota; Eurotiomycetes; Eurotiales; Aspergillaceae. Gene Ontology annotation, biological process: protein phosphorylation; intracellular signal transduction. Gene Ontology annotation, cellular component: nucleus; cytoplasm. The transcript has 5 exons. The coding region runs from base 1 to 1269 and encodes 422 amino acids.
AUGGCCGAUUUACAAGGUCGGAAGGUCUUCAAGGUCUUCAACCAGGAUUUCGUCGUCGAUGAGCGCUACAACGUCACCAAGGAGUUGGGUCAGGGUGCCUACGGGAUCGUCUGUGCCGCCCAGAACAUUCAGACCGGCGAUGGCGUCGCUAUCAAAAAGGUCACCAAUGUCUUCAGCAAGAAGAUCUUGGCUAAGCGCGCCUUGAGAGAGAUCAAGCUCCUCCAGCACUUCCGGGGCCACCGCAACAUUACGUGCCUCUAUGAUAUGGAUAUUCCGCGACCUGACAACUUCAAUGAGACGUACUUGUAUGAAGAAUUGAUGGAGUGCGAUCUGGCUGCCAUCAUCCGUUCCGGACAGCCCUUGACCGACGCCCACUUCCAAUCCUUCGUCUACCAGAUCCUCUGCGGUCUGAAGUACAUUCACUCGGCGAAUGUCCUCCACCGAGAUCUCAAACCCGGAAACUUGCUGGUCAAUGCGGACUGUGAGCUCAAGAUCUGCGACUUCGGUCUGGCUCGUGGGUUCUCGAUCGAUCCGGAGGAGAAUGCGGGAUACAUGACCGAAUACGUCGCGACGCGGUGGUACCGGGCGCCCGAGAUCAUGUUGAGCUUCCAGAGCUACACGAAAGCCAUCGACGUGUGGUCCGUGGGCUGCAUUCUGGCCGAACUGCUCGGCGGCCGCCCCUUCUUCAAGGGCCGCGACUACGUCGAUCAGCUCAACCAGAUCCUGCACUACCUCGGCACCCCCAACGAGGAGACCCUGAGCCGCAUCGGCUCUCCCCGAGCCCAAGACUACGUGCGCAACCUUCCCUACAUGCCCAAGAUUCCCUUCCAGCGCCUCUUCCCCAACGCCAACCCCGACGCGCUCGACCUCCUCGACCGCAUGCUCGCCUUCGACCCGACCUCCCGCAUGUCCGUCGAAGACGCCCUGGAGCACCCCUACCUGCACAUCUGGCACGACGCCUCCGACGAGCCCAACUGCCCCACAACCUUCGACUUCCACUUCGAAGUCGUCGAAGACGUCGGCGAGAUGCGACGCAUGAUCUACGACGAGGUGGUCGCCUUCCGCGCCACCGUCCGCCAGCAGGCGCAGGCGCAGGCCGCCGCCCAGCAGCAGCAGAUGGCCCAGCAGACCAACGUCCCCAUCCCGGAGAACCACCAGCAGGGCGGAUGGAAGCACGAGGAGCCCAAGCCGCAGGAAGCGCUGGCCGCGAGCGGAGGACCCCCCAACGAUCUGGAAUCGUCGCUGCAGCGCGGGAUGGAUGUGCAAUAG